This is a messenger RNA of Oryzias melastigma (Indian medaka), 1117 nucleotides long. It is a transcript of the gene selenof, whose product is annotated as selenoprotein F. The transcript is spliced from 5 exons. Gene Ontology annotation, cellular component: endoplasmic reticulum lumen. Lineage: Eukaryota; Metazoa; Chordata; Actinopteri; Beloniformes; Adrianichthyidae. The record is from RefSeq and is a predicted model, not a curated record. Gene Ontology annotation, molecular function: oxidoreductase activity.
AUAUUUCAUCACACAUAUAAAUAUUUGAACGUAUUGUUUGAGUACAUUUCCGUUCAGGCGGGAUGAAGUUGUCUUAACCAAGUCAGGCUGUCUUUCCUGUAACAAAGCAGGCUGCAAGAUGUCGGCUGAAGUGAAUCUGCUGUGGCUCCUUUCACUACUCCAAACGCUCCUGGCCUGUGGAGCCGAGCUGUCUUCUGAGGCCUGCAGGGAUCUGGGCUUCUCCAGCAACCUCCUGUGCAGCUCCUGCGACCUGCUCGGGGAGUUCAGCCUCACGAAGCUGCAGCCAAACUGCGGCCAAUGCUGCCAGCAAGAGGCUCAGAUGGACGGACGCAAGCUCUAUGCAGGCGCCAUCCUGGAGGUGUGUGGAUGAAAAUUGGGGAGGUUCCCUCAAGUCCAAGCUUUUGUCAGGAGCGAGAAGCCCAAGAUCUUCAAGGGUCUGCAGAUCAAGUAUGUGAGAGGCUCCGAUCCUGUCCUCAAGCUUCUGGACGAUAACGGGAACAUUGCUGAGGAGCUCAGCAUCCUCAAGUGGAACACCGACAGCGUGGAGGAGUUUCUGAGUGAGAAGUUGGAACGCAUAUAAAUAAAGAGAAACUUUUUUUUUUUUUUUUAUCUUGUUUUCAUGAAUCACAAAAGUGUCCCAGAGGUGAAAACUCUGUUUUCUUUCUGAUCAGGUGACUGUUUUCCUAUGUUUGUGCUCAACCUGGAACAAUGUCUCUAAAAUCUCUGCUUCAUAUGAAUUCGUCCAUGUCAUUAUGUUUUUGUGAAAAUUUGACCAAAUUACUUUGAAGGGACGUGACGCGUCCUCUCAGAUCAUUUUCAGUCCAGUUCUGGAGAACCAACGUGUUUAAUGUUCCUGUAUGAUUUUUUUUUUCUUUUUUUUAUGUAACACUCAUCAGUUUACAGGUGAGAUGCUUUGGUCCUGGAUCCUCUGCAAACGCAGGCCUCUGCAGAGGCACACAUGUGUGACGACUUCACAAGAACCCUGAUGGAGUGUGAACUCUGAUGUUACUUUGUGCCUUUCUGCUCGUUCUGCUUUGAAGAGAAACUGGACUUUUUUUUCAAUUCUUGAAGUUUAUUGAUGGCAUAAAUAUGCAAAAAUAAAAAUAUUCUCUCUUUA